AGGGAGAAAAACCUAUUUUCCUAUAAAGCAUCAUAUUUUUACCUGGGUUCUGUGUUGAAUGGUGAAUAUGGUUUUAACCAUUGUAAAUGGCUUGAGACAUAACAAAAGGUUUCCACUUACUGAGGAUCCUUAUUGGGCAGUCGUGGGGGCUUGGUAAAGGAAUGCAGCUUGCUGGAUUCCCAUCUUUCCCCUGGCACGUAACAAAGGCUCAAGUAACGUGGUCAGUGGAGAAAGGUAUUUUAAAAAUCAUGCAGGGAAAUACAAGCUAUGUAAUGGCUGGUAAAUUUUGGGGGGAUGGGGCUUGUAUUUUGUGCUGGUAACAAGUAGGGCAGAUGAGUGCUUUUUUGGAAGGCUGAGCAGGUUUGUACAGAAGUAAUUCUGAGCAUUGGAUUCAUUUUAAAUCUGCAAUGGGCCUUCCCAAAUAUAUUUUGGUAUGGCUUUGAAGAGGCCAUUGACUGCCACAGGCUGACGGACUGAUUCAGAAAUGAGGUUUCAUGCAAAACUUGUGCAGGCGAACCACCCGCCCGUAUGGUUACCCUCCCUCCUAAUAAAAAUAAUAAUUAUAUGUAUAUAUAAAUAAAGGCACUGUCCCCACAUAAAAAAAAAAAAAAAAAAAACCCUACGGAAAAGAAAUGUGCAUCCACCCACAGAGCCACAGGCAGCAGCAGGGAGCAUGCACUGGGAAAACAGGCAUCACCUGGUUGAAAGAGAGGAGAGAAGGAAGUGCCUGGCUUGCCAAGGUGACAGCGAGAUUGUAAAUAAUAUGUACGAGACCGACCCUGAUCUCCUUGCUGGCGAAAGUGCAGAGGAGGAAACAGAGGACAGUAUUAUGUCCCCCAUCCCUGUCGGACCUCCAUCACCCUUUCCCACCAGCGAGGACUUCACUCCCAAGGAGGGCUCACCUUAUGAAGCUCCCGUCUACAUUCCUGAUGACAUUCCAAUCCCACCAGAUUUUGAACUCAGAGAAUCUUCGAUCCCAGGGGCAGGGCUAGGGAUUUGGGCCAAAAAGAAGAUCGAAGCUGGGGAAAGAUUUGGACCUUAUAUGACAGUACAAAGGAGCACAUUAAAGGAAACAAACUUUGGAUGGGAGCAAAUACUGACUGAUCCCGAGGUGACCUCCCAAGAGGGCAACAUAAAAAAGAUCGCUGAUGACCUGGGAAAUGAGAAAUUCUGCAUUGAUGCUAGCCAGAGCGGAGCUGGGAACUGGCUGAAAUACAUCCGCGUGGCCUGUUCCUGUGACGAGCAGAACCUCGCCGUGUGUCACAUUAACGACCAGAUCUAUUAUAAAGUUAUUAAAGAAAUUGAGCCAGGAGAAGAGCUCUUGGUGUAUUUGAAGGAAGGUGGUUAUUCACUUGGGAACAUGGCGCCCAGCAUGGAAGAGGAGCACACGUUUCGCUGCGAGGACUGUGACGAGCUUUUUCAGUCAAAGCUGGACCUGCGGCGACACAAGAAGUACGCCUGCAACUCCGUCAGCUCCCUCUACGAGACUCUGAACGACGAGAUCAAGCAGGAGGGCCUUGGCGAUGGGCAGGUCUACGAGUGCAAAGACUGCGAGAGGAUGUUCCCCAACAAAUACAGCCUGGAGCAGCACAUGGUGAUCCACACUGAGGAGCGGGAGUACAAGUGCGACCAGUGCCCGAAGGCCUUCAACUGGAAAUCCAACCUGAUUCGUCACCAGAUGUCUCACGACAGUGGGAAGCGGUUUGAAUGUGAAAACUGUGUCAAGGUGUUUACCGACCCAAGCAACCUCCAGCGGCACAUCCGUUCCCAGCACGUUGGCGCGCGAGCCCAUGCCUGCCCGGACUGCGGCAAAACCUUUGCCACCUCGUCUGGCCUCAAACAACACAAGCACAUUCACAGUACUGUCAAACCUUUCAUAUGUGAGGUCUGUCACAAAUCCUACACGCAGUUCUCCAACCUCUGCCGUCACAAGCGGAUGCACGCGGACUGUCGCACCCAGAUCAAAUGCAAGGACUGUGGCCAAAUGUUCAGCACUACCUCCUCUCUCAACAAACACCGGCGCUUCUGCGAGGGCAAGAACCAUUACAACCCUGGGGGAAUCUUUGCACCAGGCCUCCCCUUAACACCCACUUCCAUGAUGGACAAAUCCAAGCCCUCUCCCAACCUCAACCACGCCAGCCUGGGAUUUAAUGAUUAUUUUCCAUCCCGUCCCCACCCAGGGGGUCUUCCAUUCUCACCUGCCCCCCCAGCAUUUCCUGCCCUCACUCCAGGAUUCCCAGGGAUUUUCCCACCAUCUCUGUACCCCAGGCCCCCCUUGUUACCACCCACACAACUGCUCAAAAGUCCCCUCAACCACACUCAAGACGCAAAGCUUCCGAGCCCCCUUGGGAACCCAGCACUUCCUCUGAUUUCUGCAGUAAGCAACAGCAACCAGGCCACUUCAGGAGAGGAGAAAUGUGAAAGCAGCCUGGAAAACUCCUACCUGGAGAAGCUAAAAGCCAGGAACAGUGACAUGUCCGACGGCAGUGACUUCGAGGAUGUCAAUACAACCACGGGCACAGAUCUGGAUACCACCACUGGCACCGGCUCUGACCUGGACAGUGACGCAGAGAGCGACAGGGACAAAACGAAAGAUAAGAGCAAACAAAUUGAGAGCAAACCAGACUUUGUCAGCAGCUCUGUGUCUGCAAGCUCCACCAACAAUACCAGUGAGAUCCCUCUCUUCUAUUCUCAGCAUUCCUUCUUUCCUCCCCCAGAAGAGCACCUGCUACCCACCACAGGAGCAGCCAAUGACUCUAUUAAAGCCAUCGCCUCCAUUGCAGAGAAAUAUUUUGGGCCUGGCUUUAUGGGGAUGCAGGAGAAAAAGAUGGGUUCACUCCCGUAUCAUUCCAUGUUUCCAUUUCAGUUCCUCCCCAAUUUCCCCCAUUCCCUCUACCCUUUCACGGAGCGGACCCUCAAUCACAACUUGCUGGUCAAGGCAGAACCAAAGUCACCCCGGGACCUCCACAAGGUAGGCAGCACCAGCUCAGAGUCGCCCUUCGAUCUCACCACAAAGCCAAAAGAGAUAAAGCCAAUCCUGCCACCACCUAAGGUCCUGCCAGCCCCAUCCUCAGGGGAAGAACAGCCACUGGAUCUGAGCAUUGGCAACCGCAUCCGAGCCAGUCAAAAUGGAGGAAGAGAGCCACGCAAAAACCACAUUUAUGGGGAGAGGAAACUAAUGGCAAGUGAAGUCUUACCCAAGAUUUCCCAGUCUCAGCUGCCUCAGCAACCAUCCCUGCAUUAUGCUAAGCCAUCACCCUUUUUCAUGGACCCCAUAUACAGCAGGGUGGAGAAGCGGAAGGUGACAGACCCUGUGGGUGCCCUAAAGGAGAAGUACCUGCGACCCUCCCCGCUGCUAUUCCACCCCCAGAUGUCAGCCAUAGAAACAAUGACAGAGAAACUGGAGAGCUUUGCAGCCAUGAAGGCAGACUCUGGCACUUCCCUGCAGCCCCUUCCACAUCACCCUUUCAACUUCCGAUCUCCACCACCCACGCUAUCCGACCCCAUCCUGCGCAAGGGCAAGGAGCGUUACACCUGCAGGUACUGUGGUAAGAUCUUCCCACGCUCAGCAAAUCUGACAAGACAUCUGCGGACACACACUGGAGAACAGCCCUACAGGUGUAAAUACUGUGACAGGUCAUUCAGCAUUUCCUCCAACCUCCAGCGGCACGUUCGAAACAUCCAUAACAAGGAGAAGCCAUUCAAAUGCCACCUGUGUAACCGGUGCUUCGGGCAGCAGACCAACUUGGACCGACAUCUUAAGAAACACGAACACGAGAACGUUCCAGUGAGCCAGCACUCUGGAGUCAUUACAAACCACCUUGGGACCAGUGCCUCUUCCCCAAACUCGGAGUCAGACAACCAUGCACUUUUAGAUGAAAAAGAGGAUUCGUAUUUCUCUGAAAUCAGAAAUUUUAUUGCAAAUAGUGAAAUGAAUCAAGCAUCAACCUUAUCAGAUAAAAGGCCAGAAAUCCAGGAUAUUGAUGGCAAUUCCCAGUGUCAUGGAUUAUCAAAUGAGAAAACAGAAGAAGUGGAUGAUGAAGAUGAAGAACUGGAAGAGGAAGACGAUGACAGCCUGACAGGGAAGUCACAGGAUGAAACAGUAUCACCCACCGCAGAGCCCCGAGGAGCAUACGAGGAUGAAGAAGAUGAAGAGCCCACAUCUCUCACCAUGAGCUUUGACCACACCCGAAGGCUUAUGCAAUGAUGCUGUCCCUGUCUGAGAACGCUCCCCUCCACACGUCCUCCCAGAACUCCCUGGGUGCUUGGUUGGACAUGGCAGGAGCAGCUUCAGAGUCGGGGACCUUUAACCCCAUCAACCACCUCUGAGAGGUCAACAAGGCACUGGCCAGAGUCCCAGCGAGGAGGCGGUGGUGCUGCAAUUAUCCUAGCAAAAAUCCCAGCAAGCAGAAGAUGGAUGAGAAGGCCUCAGGAGUGGCCUGGAUUUAUGGCUGAGAAAGAAACCUGUCGCAUCCGACCUACCAGUCCUGCAUUUUUACCCAUCCAGAGUUUUCAUUUGUAACUUAUCAGAACGAACCUCUCCAAAACUGGAUAACUGAUGCAGCCCCAGGACUUCAGUCUGUAGGAAUAGCAUAAGCAAGACAUGAAUUGCAACAGUGCAAUCAAAUAUUGGUCCCUCUAACAUUACAAGAUGGUAUCACUGCGCCAGAGAAGCCCACAUAUAAAUGACAUCUUGAAACCGUGUGGUAGCUUAAUGCUUUCAACUCCGCCAAAUAAUGGGAUAGCAAGGAAAGGGAGCCAGAUCGGACCUAUCCCUGGUGCAAUUCUGACAGUCACAGGAGUUACACCAGGGAAGGGUAAAUUUAAUUGACCUCAAAAAGAAUCUGAACUUGUGCACUCCCACAGAAAUAUGUCCUAUCCUUUGUUCCCAACCAAACGUACUGGCACAGCCCAAAGCUUCUCGAGUCUGAGGCCAUGCUGCGUGCGGUCAUGCUACGCUACAUGCGGUGUCCCGGUUGAGAAAUCUUCAGCCUGGUGCAUUGCUGAGGCUGGGUUGUUGAUGUGUAAUGCAAAUACGUGGUUCACAGUCAUCAGCUGUGCCCUGAAAGCCCUUCUGCCUGUGCCUGGGCUGCUGCCUGCGCUUAGAGCAUCCUGAGUGCUUCAGAACAAAAUCCGUGCUCAGAAAAUCUCCGGCGAGCGGGUGGUGGCAUUCGGCCCCACUCUGGCCCCGUGCCUCAUGGCAGGGCCGCUUGGACCUCCCCAGGUGUGAGCACCCCGGGUAAAUCCGUGCCCGAGAGGUGCAGGUGUGUGCGGGGAGGUGUGCGGGGCGGGCAGGUCCGGCCUGCGGCGGGGCGCUCGCAGCUUCUGCUUCGCCUCCCAGGGUUUGCUUCAGAGUGGUGUCUUUUCAGUGUCGGCAGUAUCCGGGAAUUGUGGCAGAAAUUUCUGACUCCUGCCGUUGGUUUGGUUUGCUGGAUGGUUGUUGAUGAGUAGCACACUGCCAGCUGGCCUGUAAUUUUAAUAGGAAGGUUAAAGUUCCCUUUCUUCAGCAGUGUCAGGGGUUCAACCCACUAUUUGAGCACAUAUAAGAACAGAAUUGUCUUUCUGACUCUAAAAUUGCUCACAGAUAUUUUAUGAGUGAUUUCAGAUUGCUUCGAAGUCUUGCUUUUUUUACCGAUACAAAGCAACCUCCAGAAAUGCUGUGACGUUUGUGCUGUUGUGCGUUGUAAUUACAACCCGGUGUUGCAGCAGUGAUUUUGCAGGUAAAGCUGAAUUGCCGAACCGUCUGGGAAGUGAUUAGACCUGUUCCAAGAACAGCAUUGGCUAUCCAGAUAAAAUUUAGGAUGCGUGUCCUGAGAAUUUGCUAUUUGCAACGUGA
Molecule: messenger RNA, 5836 nt
Organism: Oxyura jamaicensis (ruddy duck)
Lineage: Eukaryota; Metazoa; Chordata; Aves; Anseriformes; Anatidae
Gene: PRDM16
Product: PR/SET domain 16
Exons: 16
Coding region: 674-4207 (1177 amino acids)
Biological process (GO): positive regulation of reciprocal meiotic recombination
Cellular component (GO): nucleus
Molecular function (GO): histone H3K4 methyltransferase activity; histone H3K9 methyltransferase activity; histone H3K36 methyltransferase activity
Source: RefSeq, a predicted model, not a curated record